CUAUAUAAAUAUACACAUAUUUUUAUAUCUGACGUCCCGGUUUACCAAAAAAUUAAAAUAAAAUAAAAUAAAAAUUCAGAGAGGAUGGGUCUUGAUCUUGAUCUGGAAUCUAUAUCGGAGGCGACGUCAGGAGCCGUUGGAUCACUCGUCAGCACCACCCUGCUGUACCCGCUCGACACCUGCAAAACCAGGUACCAAGCCGAAGUUCGAGGCAAUGACCGGGCCAAAUACAGGAACCUUUCGGAUGUGUUUUGGGAAGCGAUAUCCACACGUCAGGUUCUUUCACUGUAUCAGGGUCUUGAAACAAAAAACCUGCAAUCCUUCAUUUCUCAGUUUGUUUAUUUUUAUGGGUAUAGCUACUUCAAAAGACUCUAUGUGGAAACAAGUGGGGUUAAAUCGAUAGGGACAAGAGCAAACUUAGUUCUUGCUGCUGCUGCUGGAGCUUGCACUGCCAUUGCAACUCAGCCGUUGGAUACAGCCUCGUCAAGGAUGCAGACAAGUGCCUUUGGAAAAUCCAAAGGCUUGUGGAAGACUCUUACAGAGGGCAGCUGGAUUGAUGCAUUUGAUGGUCUCGGAAUCUCCCUGUUGCUGACCGCGAACCCUGCAAUUCAGUAUACAGUGUUCGAUCAGCUAAAACUGAGACUCCUGAAAAGGAAGAAUAAAACGGGCAAGGAUUCUUCUCCAGAAGCCCUUUCUGCCUUCACAGCAUUUGUUUUAGGUGCAGUCUCAAAGACUGUUGCCACUGUUCUGACCUACCCCGCCAUCAGGUGUAAGGUCAUGAUCCAAGCUGCUGACGAAGAUGGUGGAGAAAACCCCCAGCCAAAGUCCAGCAAAACGAUUCCAGCAGUUCUAUGUGCCAUAUGGAAAAGGGAAGGGAUUUUCGGCUUCUUCAAGGGCUUGCAUGCUCAGAUCUUGAAGACCGUCCUGAGCUCGGCAUUGCUUCUGAUGAUCAAGGAAAAGAUCUCCGCCGCUACUUGGGUUCUUCUACUUUCAAUCAGAAGGUCUCUAUUGCUCACAAGGGGCAGACUAAAAAGUGCUUGAUUGCAGUUGCGUCGACAGGAAUUUGCAGAAUUCACAUGUAAAUUGUGUGGGAGUCUUUAUCUGAAUAGUUGAAACAGAUGUACUCUUUGAAUUUGGGGUACUAAUUUUCGGAUAGGAGCUCGUAUUUUUUUAAUAAAGAGGUUUUGUUUGUUAGAGGAGAAUGAUGGUUCCGGCCUUGCUUCCAAGAUGGUGGCCUUGUCAAUCUGUUGGAGCUUAGUUCUUAGGGUGAAACUUUUAAUCAGGGAAAUAAUGUAGCUCAGAAUUUUUGAUCUGCAAAAAUAUUGAUUUAUUACCCUAGUAAAUGUGAUUACCGAUAGUAAUUUUAUUUGUGAAUUAUGUUCAA
Molecule: messenger RNA, 1384 nt
Organism: Pyrus x bretschneideri (Chinese white pear)
Lineage: Eukaryota; Viridiplantae; Streptophyta; Magnoliopsida; Rosales; Rosaceae
Product: peroxisomal adenine nucleotide carrier 1-like
Exons: 5
Coding region: 85-1041 (318 amino acids)
Biological process (GO): peroxisome organization; transmembrane transport; fatty acid beta-oxidation
Cellular component (GO): peroxisomal membrane
Molecular function (GO): ATP transmembrane transporter activity; ADP transmembrane transporter activity
Source: RefSeq, a predicted model, not a curated record